Messenger RNA from Sphaerodactylus townsendi, 679 nucleotides. RefSeq names its product complexin-3-like. Bases 99 to 533 code for a protein of 144 amino acids. The record is from RefSeq and is a predicted model, not a curated record. Gene Ontology annotation, cellular component: SNARE complex; terminal bouton. Lineage: Eukaryota; Metazoa; Chordata; Lepidosauria; Squamata; Sphaerodactylidae. Gene Ontology annotation, molecular function: syntaxin binding. The transcript has 4 exons. Gene Ontology annotation, biological process: neurotransmitter transport; synaptic vesicle exocytosis; regulation of neurotransmitter secretion.
GCUGGCGUAAUUCUCCUUCUGAGACACGGAGAGAACAGACGCGCUACCUAUGCCGUGGGGCGAGUCCCAAGACUUGGAGGCGCCCAGCCCUCUUCCUUAUGGGAUCAACCACGAAAUCGGCAUGUGGUGUCCCAGCCAGGCAACUAUUGUGCUGUAUCUCGGGCGACUUCCCCAGGGAGAAGGACUCCAGCGUCCCCCAGUGCCCCAGCAAGAACCCACCACAGUGGAACUUCAGCCCGAAACAGAAAAGCAACCGGGAUGCGGUGUUUGUACAAAAGAAGGCUGAGCGUGCUGCUAUGCGGGCCCAUCUCCGGGAGAAAUACCAGCUGCCCAGGAGCCGGAAGGAUAAGAAGCAGGUGGAAGCAGCCGGGCAGAAGGUGACGCUGCCCCAAGACCUGCUGGCUAUUGUGAAGUCCAAGGCUCCCUCGGAAGCCGGCUCCCUCUUCCCCAGCCUGGAUUUCAGCUCCUUCCGGAUGACGGCCCAGAAUGCCGUGCAGUCUUUACAGCAGCCGAUUCAGUGCCCCAUCAUGUGAACCUGUGCCUCAGGUGCUCAUUGUCACACCAGGUGCCACGUGGGACGCAGGACUCCUUUGCUCGAACCGCAGACGUCUCGAAGAUCCCCUGGGGUUUUGGGAGGCGGGGGCUUUUUGGAACACCUGUGCGGCAUCUUCGCCCUGCU